Hemisphaericaspora subhashii is the source of this 2826-nucleotide messenger RNA. RefSeq lists its product as uncharacterized. The record is from RefSeq and is a predicted model, not a curated record. The coding region runs from base 1 to 2826 and encodes 941 amino acids. Lineage: Eukaryota; Fungi; Ascomycota; Pichiomycetes; Serinales; Debaryomycetaceae. The transcript has a single exon. Gene Ontology annotation, molecular function: carboxypeptidase activity.
AUGUCAUUGUCUACAACACCUACAGUAGAUACCGGACAAGACCCACAACCAGAUGAUAAUGAAUCUACUCAUUUACUUCGCAACCAAAGUGAAACUCCUAGUCAUGGAUCUAUUAAUGAUGAACCUACAAAAUACGUAUUAAAUAAAUCUUCAUCUUCUCAAGAAGAUGAAAACCAGAUGAAACCAGUUGGUGACGAUGCCGAUGAGGACGACGCGGAUGGAUUUUUACAACCGACUUCCACACUUUCCGACCCGGAAUUUUAUACUGCCAGAUCUCCUCCACCAGAUCAACAACCACUUAUGUAUGACCCAGACUCUCAACAAGAGAAUCCUAAUUCCAACCAACCUCGGAUUCAUAAUGACGACGAAAGCGAUUAUGAAAUAAAUGACGAUGAUGAUAAUAUGAGUAAGAUUGUCAAAUUUGCAAAAAGACCAAGCUUUAUAUGGAUAUGUACAUUGGGAAUACUAGCUUUCAUAAUAAUGCAAUUAACUUUCCUCCCAAGAACAUCACUUGCUAGAGAUUAUAGAAGAUGGCAUGGGAUUCAUUUAACUAAAUCGGAUGUUAAACGACGUUUUUUACAAAUGGCCGGAAUUGGGAAUUCUCAUAAUAGUUUAACUACUGAAGAAUAUAUUGAUAAUUGGUUAAGUAAUUUCACUAAUAUAAAUUCAAAACAUGCUACAAAUAUGAUAAGUGAUGAUAAUUUGGAAUUGUUGGGAUAUGUUGAGAAUCAAUUCAAGGGGUUUGGAUUCAAGACUGAAUUAUUUAAUUAUGAUGUACCGAAUGGAGUUCAUUUGAAUGAACCAAAAGGGUCUAGUUUAAGAUUGAUUGAUAAAAAUAAUGGACAAGUGAUUUAUUCCCCAUUGUGUGUUGAACCAGGAUUUGAAACCCCGGCGUUUUAUGCCAUGGGAAGAAAUGGAAGUGUGAUUGGGGAAUAUAUAUUCGUGAAUGAAGGUACACCCAAGGAUUAUUCAUUGUUAUCAAAACAUGGGAUUGAAGUCCAGGGCAAAAUUGUCAUAGUUUGUAGUAAGAAUUAUGAUUCUAAAAAUAUAACCAUUGCUGAAAAAGUCAGUAUUGCGGAAUAUAAUGGAGCAAUUGGAUUUAUAAAUUAUUUCGAUUUCCCCAAAUCAUCCAAAAAUAAUAUCGAGAAUGAAUCAAGAUUAAAUGUGGCAAUUUCAAGAGAUUUCAUAUUUGAAAAUUGUAAAAUCCCAGCUAUUCCAAUAAGUAAGAAAAUUAUUAAACCUAUUUUGGAAACUUUAUCUACUGAAACUUCUUCAAAAUUCGCUAAUUGGGAAUAUUCCCCCUAUGUUUCCAAUUCACCUAUUCAAUUAGAAUUAAACUCCACAUUUUCGUCCCAAAAGCGGAAAUUAACAAACAUAGUCGCAUCAAUAAAAGGAAUAAUGAACGAUGCAGAUGUUAUUAUCGGGGCCAGAAGAGAUUCAUAUACUUCUUCCAACCCAUUAUCUGGCCAUGCCAUUCUUUUGGAAAUUAUGAGAAAUUAUCAAAGAUUAGUUAAAUUAGGUUGGAAACCAUUACGUAAUAUCAUAUUUAUUUCCUGGGAUGGAUCAAUUUCAAAUAAUAUUGGAGCGAAAUUAUUUAUGGAAGAUAAAGAAGUAUUUAACCCCAAGAGAUCAGUGGUAGCAUAUAUAAAUAUUGAUGGGGAUGCGGUUAUGGGGAGUAAGUUUACGGUGGAUGCACAUCCUAUGUUACUGGAAUUGUUAAGGUAUACUGCGAAGUUUAUCCCAAUUCCUACUGAGGCUACUUGUGUCAAGACUUUGAGUAAUGUGUUUGAAAAGGAUGAUCAGCAUGCCAAGGACGAUGAUGAUGAUGAUGACGAUGAUGGCGAUGAUGGAUAUACUACUUUACACAAAUAUUGGAUGAAACAAGAUAAUGCUACUAUUAAUCAUAUAUUGGGAUUACCGAUUGUCAAUACUGAAUCAAUGAUAUUUCAACAACAUUUAAGUGUACCUACCAUCAAUCUUAAAUUCAGCAAUGAUCCAAAGAGAGAUAAAUCAUUAUACAUCCCUAAUUCUAAUUAUUAUUCUCGUGAUUGGUUAGUCAAACGAGAAAUCGAUGAUGAAUUGUUAUUACAUGGUCUGAUGAUUCGAUUUAUUGGAUUGUUGGCUAUAUCUUUAAGUGAACAUGAAGUGGUUGAUUAUAAGACCCAUAGUUAUUUCAAACAUAUUGGAAAGUUUUUCCAACAAUUUAAAGAUGGGAAUGAAAACACCAUAAUUGGAUGGAAGGAUCAGCUUAUCCCAAAUUAUUUAAUUGGAAAAUCGAAUAUUUUAUCAGAUAUGAAUAUGGAUAAGAUUUCAUUUGGUAGUUUGAUAAAUGAAGUAACUACCCUUAUUUCCAAAACAAUUGAUCAAUCACAAAUCUUUGAUGAUUGGAAUUAUCAUGUUGAAGAAGGUUUGACUCAAGAUUAUCCUUGGUAUAUGUACUAUAAAAAAUUACAACAUUUUGCCCAAUUUAAAGUCUCGAAUUAUAAAUUAUCUCAUCUAGAUCGAGAUUUGAAAUUGAAUUCACAUGAUUAUAAUACAUAUUUGAAUAAAGAUCGUCCAACCGAAAUCGCACCUCGUCAGAUGUUGUUGUCCUUAUCUAUGAAAGAACAACAUAAGAAGAAACAACCAUAUUAUUAUGAUUCGAUAAUAUAUGGAACUCCGGAUUUUACUCCUGAUGUAGGUGAGGAUUUCUUCAGGUCGAAAUUGAAUGCAAGUACGUUUACGAAUUUACAUAAGGUUGUUGGUGAAGAAGAUUUUGAAAUGAGUGUUAAAUGGUUAAUUUUGAUCUAUGAGAAGUUUAGAAGUUUGAAUUAUAAGAUGACGUAA